Messenger RNA from Notodromas monacha, 1154 nucleotides. Lineage: Eukaryota; Metazoa; Arthropoda; Ostracoda; Podocopida; Cyprididae. The record is from the annotation of a GenBank genome assembly.
AUGACUACUGCCUUGAAUACAAGCAUUCCUUCCAUUUUACGUUUGGUUCAUCGCUCAAUUGCUGCUGCUCACCAAGCAGGACUCGAAAUUCGGAAACUUCUCGAGUCAGGAGAUGUUGAAGCGCUUUCAAAGCCAGGUCACGAUGGAGAGUUGGACGUGUACACGGCAGCAGAUUUGUCAUCGCAGUGCAUCAUUGAGAGCUCGAUUCGUGAUAUUUUUCCUGUAAUUAGGAUUAUCGGUGAAGAGGAUGAUCGAGUGCGUGAUUGGGUGCAACGGUUUGAAUUGAAACCCGUGUUGGAAACUGUCUUGGACCCUUUUGGGGGGAAAGAGUGUCCGGAUGCUUUGAAGAGCGUGAAUCUGGAAGAUGUUAUCAUUUGGUUGGAUCCCAUGGAUGGAACCUCUGAAUUCAUGGCUGGUUUGGUGGAACACGUCACUAUUCUGAUUGGCGUUGCACUGAUGGGGAAACCCGUGGCUGGGAUCGUUCAUCAACCCUUUUGGAAAAGUUUAAAAAACGACGAAGAGCUCGUGGGUCGCACAGUGUGGGCGAUUCGUGGAAUGGGCAUUGGGGAAACCGUGGGUACUCUUGGAACCCCAACUGUCUUGACUUGCCAUCCCUUCCAAGCCAUUCAAAGAGCCUCGAGUUCAAAAACGAUUGUGGUGACAUCUAGAUCUCAUCAAUCGCCUCACGUGGUCAAGGCUAUUGAAAGCAUUGCACCAGAUGAGGUCAUUUAUGCUGGUGGCUGUGGAAAUAAGGUGCUCAUGCUUCUGGAAGGAAAAGCCAAUUACUACGUGUAUCCCAGCUCUGGCUGCAAAAAGUGGGACACUUGUGGACCGGAAGUCCUACUGAAUGAAGCUGGAGGGUUGUUGACAGACGUGUUUGGCAGUCGAUACGAUUAUUCACCUGAUGUGGAACACUUGAAUCGCUUGGGUGUGAUUGCCAGUGUGUGUCCUAAUGAACAGAAAAUGAUAUUGGGUAGAAUUCCCGAAGAUGUGAAAAUCAAGUUGAAAGGGUGACAAUUUGACCUGCUGGUCAUUUUAAGGAGGAUUGUCGUCAACUGUUGAAAAGGGCUAUUUUUUUUUCGUGCAAGCAUGAUUUUUGUUUUGUUUUGGUUGAAUAAAAGCAGAAUGAAGCUUCUGCAGUAUUUCUUCCCAGA